AUGGGUACCCAGAACUGCUCCUGGGUCCUGGUCCCCGAGCCGCUGCUGGACACCGACUUCGUGGCCACGUACAGGCAUGGCGUGCAGGGGGCCAUGGAGCUGGGCAAGUGUGUCCGCAUGGGGCCACAGAGCUGCUCCUUUGGGGAUGUGCAGAUGUUCUCCCUUAUUCCCUAUGUGGUGAACUUGACGGCCAUGAACCCGCUGGGCACUGCCUCCCAACUCCUGCCCUUCCUCAUGGAGAGCAUCAUAAAGCCGGACCCCCUGAAGGACCUGCGGGUUUCACCCACCUGUGAGACCAAGAAGUUGCUGCUGGAGUGGAGCCUGCCAGGGUCCUGGCCCUUCCCAGAUUACUUGCCACUGAAAUAUUGCAUCCGCUAUGGCCAGGAGGAGGGCUUUGUCACAAAGAUCGGGCCAUACAAGCAGAUCUCUUACACCCUCACGGGAUUGCAACCUGGGACCCUCCACCACAUCCAGGUGGCUGUCAAGGACAUCACAGACUCCGGGGAGUUCAGCGCCUGGAGCCUGCUGGCCUCAGGGAUGCCCUCGAUGGAGCCAUGA
This is a messenger RNA of Mesitornis unicolor (brown roatelo), 558 nucleotides long. It is a transcript of the gene EBI3, whose product is annotated as Epstein-Barr virus induced 3. The record is from RefSeq and is a predicted model, not a curated record. NCBI's taxonomy places the organism in Eukaryota, Metazoa, Chordata, Aves, Mesitornithiformes, Mesitornithidae. Gene Ontology annotation, molecular function: protein binding.